This is a messenger RNA of Cydia splendana, 1755 nucleotides long. Its product is annotated as polyamine-modulated factor 1-binding protein 1-like. The record is from RefSeq and is a predicted model, not a curated record. The coding region runs from base 1 to 1755 and encodes 584 amino acids. Gene Ontology annotation, cellular component: nucleus. The transcript is spliced from 2 exons. Gene Ontology annotation, molecular function: DNA binding. NCBI's taxonomy places the organism in Eukaryota, Metazoa, Arthropoda, Insecta, Lepidoptera, Tortricidae.
AUGGCCAGUGAUUUAAAUUUCACCCUGUAUAACUUAGAUGAGACCAGCUUCUGCAACGACCCCACCAAGACUAAAGUUGUUGGCCUGAAGGGGUACCCUUCUACUAGAACAACUGCGUCCCCUGGAAGGAAUAACACCACUGUACUGUUAGCUUCAAAUGCGCUCGGUAAAAAGAUCCCUCCCUUGAUAGUAUUUCAGGGGAAACAACUAGGGUCGAAUUGCUUUUUCGAAAACGAAAAUGUUAAUACAGCGUAUGUUGGAAGCCGUAAGGGGUGGAUGGAAACCAAAAUAUUCGAAAAUUAUAUCGCAAAGGUUUUCAUACCAGCAAUUGGACCGGAAAGGCCAGUCUUAUUAAUAUUUGAUGGCCAUUCAACACAUGUAGACUUGAGUGUUAUAGAACUUCUAAUGGCCAACCAGAUAACAGUUCUUAAACUGCCGGCUCACUCAUCCCAUAUUCUGCAACCAUUAGACUGCAGCACAAUGAAACCUAUGAAAGACAACUGGGACAGUGAAUUGGUAAAAUGGCAAAGACUCCAUGUGGGUGCAAAGCUUCCAAAACCAGAAUUUGCCAGGAUCAUAACUAAGAUAUGGAAUGAUUUGAACCCAGUUAUCAUUCAAAAUGGCUUUAGAAAAUCUGGUAUAUAUCCGUUGAAUCGUGAUACAAUUCCAAAAGAAAAGUUUGACAAGCUUUCAUGGUCAAAAUGGGAAGAACAUAUUCGCCAACAAAAUGAACAGUCUCAUAGCGUUGCCAAUAAUAAUGCUGAAGAAGGAAGGAAGGUAGAAAAUGGCACUCAGGAAGAUAAAAGUCAGGACAGAAAUGAAGUUCCAACACUCACGAGUAUGUGCACGAGCAUGUGGCUUGAGAUCCUUAAUCGUGGGAAGAAAGAAAUAGAUCUACCCAAACGCGUGAAAGACCCUAAAACGUUUUUAAUUUCACUUUCUAAAAAUACCAAUUCCAAUAUUACCAACAGUGGCUCUGGUAACGUCAAAAUAUUGAGCAAUAUCGAACUCACUUCAACUAGCUAUCAAAAACAGAAAGAUGAACAUGUUUCAUUUGAAGAACUUCUUUUGGAGACCAUUUCACGUAGUGACAUACCUAAAACUUCAAGAAAACGCGUUAGUCAAGAAGCAGAGAUAUUAACUUACAAAGAAGCUAUUGAUCGUAUGAAAAAAAAGAAAGAUGAAAAAGAAAAGGCGGAAGAAAUUAAAAGACUCAAUAAACUUAAAAGAGUAAACAACAAAAAGAAAAACGAGAAAAAGAAACAGAAAAAGUUGAUUGACAAAAAAAGCAAAUCUAAAAAAAGAAAGAAUUUGGAAUCGGACAGUGAAAGCGAUUGUUCAUACACACCGAUGGAUGAUUCUGAUGAUGAAGAUUUAGCUGCCUUUGCUCAAAGAUUGUUGUGUGAUGAGAGCUUUGACGAAGAUUUGCAAGAGCCAUUACUAUCAACUACUAACGAAAAUUUAGAGAAGAAACCUAAACUAAAAAGCGAAAGAGUAAAUAAAAGACGAAAACAAAUAUCCGGAGAAAAGGAUGUCAAUAUAAACAAGGAAGUGAAUUUUACCAAAAAACUAUCUACUUUGGAAGAUGCUUGUGAAGAAGAAUUGCAAGAACCGCUACAAUCUACAUCGAAAGAAGAAGAGAAAGAUACACGUAAAAUGAAAAAAGAAAGAGAGAACAAAAGAACUAAUAACAAUAGGAUGGUGGAAUCAUUAAGAGGGAAGGAAGUAAGUAUAUUUAAGUUAUAUACACAAUAA